Messenger RNA from Oldenlandia corymbosa var. corymbosa, 1303 nucleotides. Lineage: Eukaryota; Viridiplantae; Streptophyta; Magnoliopsida; Gentianales; Rubiaceae. The record is from the annotation of a GenBank genome assembly.
GAAAAGGAAAAAUGUCCAAUUAAUUUGGUCCGCAGAAGAACGUGUUGGGACCAGUCCCACUGGGGCGGAGAUUGCAGAAACAGGAUAAAGCCCCCGGCUUCGCUGACUCAUCAAAAUGGAAUUGGAUAAACCCUUCCGUUCUGUCUUUCCAAUUUCCAUAUCAUUGCCAGCCAUGAAAUCCAGGCUGAAGGCCCCAUAUUAUUCACUAUUUCCCCCACUGUUAAAACCUUCUUCUCACGUGUCACCACUGUCAAAACCCGUCCCAGCCUCUUCUAUAAAUACCCCAUUUCCUCGGAGACCAACCAUAUCGCCAAAAUCUAUAACCGUUGCUAAAAGAGAUUCUAUCGCUUGCAAAAUCCACAACUAUGUUAUCCUCCUCCAGUAUCCGACCCUUUUCUCAAUUUCCCCAUAGAUUCGCCGGCGAAUCUUCCUUGCCGCCGACUUCCACCGUCACUUUCCGGCAAUCCAGACCAUCGGCGGUUGUUUGCUCUUCCGCUGCUACCACGAUCUCGAAGCCGGCCUCUGCUCCGUCGUCGUUUUACGAGGUUUUGGGGAUCCCGAUGGGGGCAACGAAUAAUGAAAUCAAAUCGGCGUAUCGGAAACUAGUCAGGGUUUGCCAUCCUGACGUGGCAGCCAUUGAUGACAAAAGCUCGUCGGCGGACGAGUUCAUGAAGGUUCACACUGCAUAUUGCACCUUAUCUGAUCCGGAAAAAAGAGCAGAUUAUGACCGUCGGAUCUUCCGGAAUAACAGGGGAUCGCGGUUGUAUUCCAUGUCGUCGCCGACAAUGCCCAGGUAUUCCGGCUAUGUCAGCCGGAAUUGGGAGACUGACCAGUGCUGGUAGAGAGAAUUUAGAGAAUAGGAGUGAUUAAUUUUACUACUUUUUUCCAAAAAUCAACCUAAAAGCAAAGUAACACAGUGUGAAUAUACUAGUAAUACGACGACUGAUUAUAGUUUGAAAGCCAACAUAGAUUGAGAUUUAGUGUUUAGGAGUGUAAUUUUCUGCUCUGUUUUUCAUUUUCCCGGCAUGCACUGUGCAGAAUGUGAAAAGUGAAAAGCAAAAUGUAAAAAUCUACUGUAUUUACUGUUCAUUAUUAGUCUUGUUGAAGAAAAGGAAGACAUCUGGUAUCAAAAAGUUUGAGCGUAUGGACUUAAAAAUCUUUCAUUGGCUUGUUGCGGCUAUGGAGGUGAUGAUUUUCUUGUUGUUAUCCUGUAUUUCAUCAAUGUUAAAAGAAUCAAGAUUCAUCAAAUCGAAUAGUAACAUCGGAUGAAAAUUAAAUCAAUAAUUUUCUUUUUACAAAAAUG